Messenger RNA from Saccoglossus kowalevskii, 489 nucleotides. Its product is annotated as histidine-rich glycoprotein-like. The record is from RefSeq and is a predicted model, not a curated record. Lineage: Eukaryota; Metazoa; Hemichordata; Enteropneusta; Harrimaniidae.
AUGGAGCUUGGACGUCACAAUAUGGUAAAAAGACAUCUGGAUAUGGUGAAUGGACAUCAACAUAGGGUGAACGGACAUCACAAUACAGUGAACAAACAGCACCAUAUGGUGAAUGGACAUCACAAUAUGGAAAAUGUGCAUCACAAUAUGGGGAAUGUGUAUCUCGAUAUGGUGAAUGAACAUCGCGAUAUGCUGAACUGUCAUCACAAUAUAGUGAAUGGACAUCACAAUAUGCUGAAGAGACAUCAUGAUAUUGUGAAUGGACAUCACAAUAUGCUGAAGAGACAUCCUGAUAUUGUGAAUGGACAUCACUAUAUGCUGAAGAGACAUCCUGAUAUUGUGAAUGGACAUCACUAUAUGCUGAUGAGACAUCCUGAUAUUGUGAAUGGACAUCACUAUAUGCUGAAGAGACAUCAUGAUAUUGUGAAUGGACAUCACUAUAUGUUCACAUACCAUGCCAACAGACAUCAUUCUAUUACACACUGCUGA